Centropristis striata (black sea bass) is the source of this 3942-nucleotide messenger RNA. Its product is annotated as nucleolar and coiled-body phosphoprotein 1. Bases 396 to 3746 code for a protein of 1116 amino acids. Gene Ontology annotation, molecular function: centromeric DNA binding. The record is from RefSeq and is a predicted model, not a curated record. The transcript has 17 exons. Gene Ontology annotation, biological process: kinetochore assembly; spindle attachment to meiosis I kinetochore; attachment of mitotic spindle microtubules to kinetochore. NCBI's taxonomy places the organism in Eukaryota, Metazoa, Chordata, Actinopteri, Perciformes, Serranidae. Gene Ontology annotation, cellular component: kinetochore.
GAUUUUUAUAGUUUCUAAGCAAUUGUUGUGAUUAGGAUCGACCAAUUUGGCAAGAGUGCUGCCUGAGAGGCUAAGCUCAGGGCCGGAAGUAACCGCUCUUCAUAGUGCGCGGGUUAUUUAGAAAUUGUCAACAACGCCAUUGUUUUGCUAACGUCGGUUAUGAAAUAGGCGACAUAGAUGCCUCAUAACGUUUUAACAUGACUACAUAGUGACUCCUGGCUUGACUUUUAGAGAGCGGAUCCGAAUAAAUGCAUUCCCGGUGGCUAACCGACUAAGAGAGAGACAGUUGGCUACAGGGGAACAAAAUGAGCGCCAGCUAGCCGUUAGCACAAACUCGGUUUUAGUGUCGGAAACUGUCGUCUAAAGACACACACACCAUUAGCUAGCUAGCAUAAAUGGAGACAAAGUACCCUACCUUGAAGAGGCCGAAGAGGAAACUCUGCUACCUUGCAAACAAAGAAGGUCAACCUGAGUCAUGGACAGGACCGCAAGCAGUGUUGGACAUUGACAAGAUGUUUGAUGACUUGGAUUCACCCUUCAAUAAUAAUGGUCGCCUAUCACCCCCAUCUCCUCUGCUCCAAACCUUUGACAUUGAGACAAGCCAGCGUGAGAAAGAGCCUUCACCAAUCCCACACAAGGGACACCCACCGGAAAAAGGUCCUAAAGGAGAUGUCCUGCAUCCUGCAAACGGGACACCCAGUCAAGUGUCUAAACUGGACCUUGUUGCAGAUUUGGACAUCCCUUUUAGAGUACAUGGGCCUGUGAAGACAUCCAGCCCUAUCGAAGAGAAAUUGGAUGUGGAACAUGUUGAAGAGCACGAAGUUGUUUCCCCAGUUCUCUUUGCCUGUGAAGAUGAAGGAACAGAAGAGGCAAAGACGGAGGCUCUGCCUAUCCAGGAACCCAACUGCAAUGGGCAUGUCACACAGGAAAGAGAUGACUCUGAGUUGGAGUCUCCUCCAAGCAGGGUUGCUUUAAGCAAACCCACGAUGUCCAGUCACAAAAAGGAGGUGGAGGGAACAUGCAAAGAGAGUCACACAGUCAAAGAAAAACCACCAAAUAAGCCCCAAACACCUGUUUUAAAGAGCAAACAAAAAACACCAAGGAAAGUAAUAGAAGACCCACCUGUGCCAGCAGUGAGACAGGAGUCUGAAGACUCGGCACCUCAGGGGAUAACAGAAAAUGUUCCCAGGCAGCCAACGGUUGAGUCCACUCGUGCGGGAAAAGACAUGACGGCUUUCCUUAAGAAGCUUAGAGACGCCGGACAGCCCAAACCUGCAUGUUCCAGGAAGUCUCUGUCACCGGUGAAAGUGCCCACUCCUCCUCCUGAGCCAGAGGAUAAUUUCUUGAUUAUGGAGGAUGAUAGCCCUCUUUGGUUUUCCAUCCCAAGUAAAACAGCCACCAGUAAAAAACAAAAACCAAGCAAAUCUUCAAGCACUGACAAAGACAGCUCAACAGAUAACGGCAAAAAGGAUGGCCGAUUAGAGACUGCUGCACAAAAAAAGCAGGAAUCUGAACAGACGGAGAGCAAACCAGGAAGUCAGACUGUCACAGAGAAAACGAGAAAGAUGAGAGGGAAAGCUAAGAAGAAUGAGGUGACUGAGCCUGGGAAUGAUAAGGAUCAAUUAUCCAGUCCUGAGGGUGUCCCUGCAGGCGAUUUAAUGGAAGAAGAGAAACUAAAUAAAAAGAAACAACACCUAAAGAAGGUACCAUCUAAAGAGAGUGACAAGGAAGAAGAACAACCUAAAGACAGCGCCAGCACGGAAACAGCUGAAGAAAAUCCCAUUCUGAAAACAACAAAGAAAGCUCAGAAGUCCUCUGAUAUAAAGAAAUCAAAGACUUUAAAAGGUGGGAAUGAAAAUGCCAAGACAGGCAGGGCUAAGUCAUUAAAGGGGGGAAGAAAAGUGGUGCAGGAGGCUGAUGCAGUUAAGGACACUAUUGGUGAUGAAGCCGGAAAGGAACAAAAUCAGAGCAGUGAGCAGCAUGCAGAUGCUGAAGACGUGGGUUCACAUUCAGACAAAGAACUCAUGAAUUCUGAAGCACCGCCAGAAAAUAAUUCAGAAGAGAGUUCACCUGAGGACAUUCAGAUUGUUGGGAAAAGGAAAAGGAGGGUGCCAGGACAGUGGUGGUUGGACCAUCAAACGUCGUUGGAAACACAGGUGACAGACAACGAGCCUACACUCAAGAAGUCAAAGCAGAACAACAAAGUGCCACAAGCAGCAGCAGCAGCAGCAGCAGCACAGUCUCCUAUGAAGGCUAAGAAAGACAGAGAAGCAUCUAUGUCUCCUGUGAAAGCUAAGAAAAACAGGGCAGCCGCAGCGUCUCCUCUGAAGGGUAAGAAAGACAGAGUUUUAAAGAAAACAAAUCAGAGAAAACCCGCGCCUUCACCUAGGAAGACCACAAAUAAAACUAAAGAAAAGAAAACCAAACAGAACAAAAACAUAAACACAAGAGGAGACACACCAGACAAAGUAUUUCACACAGCUGAGACAGAACAGGUUGAAGAGUUGCUGCAGGAGGUCCCAGACCAGGACCUGGAUCUACAGUCCAGCCCUUUGGUUUUCUCACACAGAGACCACAGCCAUGACUCAGGGAAGCAGAUAUUUCAAAAAGUAUACCAUCACAUUCCAAAUGAUAAACUGUCCAGCACACCAGCACCUGCCUUUCCCAGAGAGCCUCGAGGGCAGCUCAGGGCAGCAGAACCAGAGGGACGGAGGAGGAAACCUCCUGGGAACUGGUGGGAAGUCGAUAAAGGUGAGGAGAGCACCUCCUCACAGCAUCAGCAGCAGGAGCCCACACCUCGUAAGGAGAGAAAAAUGCUGUCUAAACAGACGAGAUCUCCUCGACUUGGGUCUCCAAAAAAUGGCAACAUGGCAGUCUCACCGAAGCCCCCAGGGGGAGCUCCCGUGCCUCGUCUGAAACUGAAGCCAUUAUCGGCUCCAAAGACUGUCAAACGCUCUCUGGCCACUUUUAAAGACAUUUUCAGUUCAGUCACAGAGAGCCCAGCUGUGGUCAGCAGCAGAGGUAACGGAAGACGUAAAGUCAUGUCACGUCCUGCUGUGGAAGUCACUGUUACAGACCGUGCAGCACUCAGUCAGACUGGUGAACAAAUCCACGGUAUGGAAGCUGGUGAACACAGCAGCACACAGUACAACACUUCUAACCAUGAGAGCCCACAGGACAGCAGGUUCCAGUCAGAGGACAGGUUGAAACUCUUUAGUGGGCCAUCUUCCAUGAUAGAGCUGCAACAGUAUGAGGAGGACGAAGACUUGAUUCCGCCUCCAUCCAGAUCCCCCGCCGCUCUCUCUCUAUCAGAUCUGUGUGCUCCUCCUCUGGAACCGCUGGUGUUGCAGCCGAAGGAUAAGGCCAGCCUGAGAGAGUGGUUAAAUAGUCUGUGGCCUCCCUCUGCUGACAAACGUGCUGAGAUCACUCCAGACCAGUUCGAUUGGUACUUCCAUCAAGGCAGAGCAAUCGGCUUCCAGGUGGACCUGAACUGUGGCUCGUUCUGUAACGGAAAAAUCCUGCUGGGCUCCUACAUGAAGAAGCCUCUGUGGGUGGAUCACAGCGCCACAACAGUUUUUAAUUUAUUAACAAGCACUGUGAGUGUAAGCAUCGACAGCAAGAAAUCCAGCUUCAAUCCUGGACAAUCCUUCAUGGUGCCAUGUGGACAUGCUUACAGCAUCCAGAACAUCUCAUCACAGCCUGCAGUUCUGUGCUUCACCAGGAUGUUAGCAGAGUGUACAGAUUAGAUUAGUCCGCUGGAUACAUCCUGAAUGUGUUUUCUUUUUUUCUUUUUUUUAUAGGACUGCGGAUGUGUGAUAUUAUUUCCAUAUUUAAAAUGACUUACUUUCUGUAUUGUAAAUAGAAAAAACGUGUUUGUGCUUGAUCCUCAGCUUUGCUUGAUGCAAUUCUGGUAAAACAGAAGUAAACAUGAUUUGUAAAUAA